UUUUUUUUUUCUCUACUGUUUCCAGCUCUGCCGCUCCAGCUGCUUCCUUUUCUCGCCAUCGCUCCAUCGCUCCGUCGCUCCACCGCCAUCAUCGGGUGCCUGCUCUGCUCGCCCGUCCUUCGACUCGCCUGCCUACCCGCCUGCUACUCGACUGCAUCUGCAGAGCCGCAUCUGAGCGCUCCCGCCCAUCCAACACGACCAGCAUCAUGAAGCUCUUCGAGUCCACGCAUUCGUUUCCGCACUCUUGGUCGACCCUCACCACCGCCAACUGGCGCAAGUACCCCAAUGAGCUGUCGCAACACGUCAUCGCCUGCGACGUUCUCUCGAGAGAGAUCGAUCCCGCCACCGGCGUUCUCCGCACCGAGCGCCUGCUGACAUGCAAGCAGAACAUCCCAUCGAUCGUCCACCGGCUCGGUCUGCCGGUGCCUCAGUGCAUGUACUUUCUCGAAGUCUCCUAUCUCGACCCUGCCGCCCAGACCUACACCGCCGUCUCGACCAAUCUGAUGAUGCGAGGUGUCCUGACCGUUGAAGAAACGUGCAAGUUCCGCCAGGUCGAAUCGGACCCAUCAUCGACGCAGUUCGACCAGAAGGUCUCCAUCACCGCCUUGGGCGCUCUCAGCACCUUUGCCCGCCUCGUCGAAGACGCCGCCAUCAACCGCUUCAAAUCCAACGCCCAUAAAGGCCGGGCAGCUCUGGAGUCUGUUAUUGACAAGGUCGUUGACGAAGCUCGGGCGGUCGAGUCUCGCGUUGCUGAAGGCCUAGAGGGGCUGCGGAAGGAUCUGCAGCACGGAUGGGCUGGCGCCACUCACCAGAGCCAACCUGCUCAAUCGCGGAACUGAACCGUGCCAUGUCGCCGAUCCCGCCCAAUCCCAACCGCGGACUGCACGUCUUUGGUGUCUGGCUACGAGCUCACCACCGACCUGCCGACUCACCACCGGCCCACCAACUCAUCACCGACCCAC
Molecule: messenger RNA, 962 nt
Organism: Polychytrium aggregatum
Lineage: Eukaryota; Fungi; Chytridiomycota; Chytridiomycetes; Polychytriales
Product: PRELI-like family-domain-containing protein
Exons: 2
Coding region: 207-839 (210 amino acids)
Biological process (GO): phospholipid transport
Cellular component (GO): mitochondrial intermembrane space
Molecular function (GO): phosphatidic acid transfer activity
Source: RefSeq, a predicted model, not a curated record